Messenger RNA from Glycine soja, 873 nucleotides. RefSeq lists its product as uncharacterized. Lineage: Eukaryota; Viridiplantae; Streptophyta; Magnoliopsida; Fabales; Fabaceae. The record is from RefSeq and is a predicted model, not a curated record. The transcript is spliced from 2 exons. The coding region runs from base 1 to 873 and encodes 290 amino acids.
AUGGGAAGCUUCUCUCAAGGCAAUUGGUGUUGGGGCAUAAAGUGGAGAAGGAAUCUAUUUGAUUAUGAGCAACAUAUAGUUGUGGCAUUUAUGGAAGCAAUUACUGAUAUACAAAUCCAGCUUCAUAUGCAGGAUAUUAUAAAGUACAUAUUGAGAAGUUUUGAACUUGCAUCCGGAUUAAAGAUCAACUUUGCAAAGAGUAGUUUCGGAGCAAUAGGAAAAUCUGAUCAAUGGUGGAAAGAAGCGGCUAAGUAUCUCAAUUGCAGAAUUUUGUCCUUGCCGUUCAUGUAUCUUGGUAUCCCCAUUGGGGAUAACCCAAGACGUAAUGAGUUUUGGGAUCCUAUACUCCAAAAGGUACCUUCAAAAAUAAUAGUCAAAAUGGAAGCCAUUCAACGAAGAUUUUUCUGGGGAGGAGGGCAGGAUCAGAGGAAGAUUGCAUGGGUAGAUUGGAAGACCAUUUGCCUACCAAAAGACAAAGGUGGACUGGACAUUAAAUACCUAAGGACCUUCAAUUCAGCUUUGUUGGGGAAGUGGCGUUGGGAACUCUUUCAUAAUCAGGAGGAACUUUGGGCCAAGGUGAUUUGCUCGAAAUAUGAUGGGCGGAGGGCAGUGGAGAAUGGAAUAACAGGCAGUCAUGACUCAAUAUGGUGGAAAGAUCUAAUUUCAGUUCAUAAGCAGCAGCAGAACAGAGCAAUUUUAAGGGAGACUUCAUGGAAGGUGGGCGGUAGGCAGAAGUUUAGGUUUUGGGAAGAUCCUUGGACAGCUGAUGAAGUGCCUUUAAUGGUUAAAUUCCCUAGGUUAUAUCAGAUUUCACGCCAACAAAAUCAAUUGAUUAACCAGGUGGGGAGUGUCACAAAUCAGGGUUGGGAAUAG